CUCACGGUGAAUAUUUGUAACAGCUAAAAUGUCCUUGGUAGAAAAUAAAAGUCAAAAAAGAAUAACAAAGAGAGUAUAAACCUUUACAAACAAAAGCAAAGAGAGUAUAAGUGUGUAUAUAUAAAGAAGAAGCACCGCCCUAACCCACCAUUCACAACGGUGACAUUCAAACACACUUCUGUCUCCCUUUCAUCUUGAUUCGUCCUCUCCAUUUUCUCAAUAUCUUUAAUCUCUUUCUUUGUCCUUUCUUCUUCAUCUAUGGACCCUUUACCUUCCCAACAAGAACAACAUCAUCAUCUUGACGAUGAUAUCCAACAAACCCUAACCCAAAAUCCUCGAUCCGAUUCCACCACCACCACCGACUCAACCUCUUCCGUUCAACAACGCAAACGUAAAGGCAAAGGUGGUCCCGACAACUCCAAGUUCCGUUACCGUGGCGUCAGACAAAGAAGCUGGGGAAAAUGGGUCGCCGAGAUUCGUGAGCCACGUAAACGCACUCGCAAGUGGCUUGGUACUUUCGCCACCGCCGAAGACGCAGCACGUGCCUACGACCGAGCCGCCGUUUUCCUUUACGGGUCACGUGCUCAGCUCAACUUAUCACCUUCUUCUCCUUCAUCGGUCUCUUCUACUUCCUCCGCCGUCUCUGCUGCCUCCUCUUCUCCUUCGUCCUCUUCUUCCUCCACUCAAUCCCUAAGACCUCUCCUCCCUCGUCCCUCCGCCGCGUCUGUAGCCUCCUCCUUUGGUCCGUGCGGUAUGUCUUUUACCAACAACAUGUUCCUUUCUGGUGGGACCUCCAUGUUUUGCCCUAGUUAUGGUCUUCUCCCUCAACAGCAUAAUCAGAUGACGCAAGUGGGACAGUCUCAUCACCAACCGUAUCAGAAUCUUAACUCUAGUAAUAAAAAUAACAAGGUCGGUGACGUGGAGCUAACAGAUGCGACGUCGUCUCGUCACGAGGUGCCGUUAGGGCAAGAACAAGGAGGAAGUGCUUGUAAUGAUGAAAACAAUAACUCGAUGGAGAAUUUUAAUUCUCUUGCUGGUUCGGUCGGUUCAAAUCAUUCAGUAUUUGCGACGGUUGUUGAUCCGGUUGGUUCAAUGGGUAUGGAUCCGGGUUAUAAUAUGUUUGGAGGAGAUGGAUCUUCGACGGUUUGGCCUUUUAGUGGAGAAGACGAGUGUAGUCAUUGGGGGAGUAUGUGGGAUUUUGUUGAUCCCUUCUUACUUGACUUUGAUACAAUGAUAUAGAACUUUUUGACGAUGAGGAACAACAAAGGUCGGUCGAGAUUUUUUGAAUGGAAUCAAGGAGAUUUUUCAUUCGAGGAGCUUUGCAUGCACAAUUUUUGGGGGAUUUUUUAUAUGGAGAUAUAGUUAAAGAGUAUUUUCAAUGCUUUUGAAGAUUUUUUUUAUUUAUACUUUCAGGGAAUUCGUUAAGGAGAUUACGGUUCCAAUAAAGUAUAUAUAUACAUUAUAUGGAAGAAGAGUUGGGGUGGAAAGUUCUCUGAGGAUUUAUUGGUUCAACACUUCGUAGAGUGCCAUAGGAUGAUAAUAUCGAUUUCGUUUUUACUC
This is a messenger RNA of Raphanus sativus (radish), 1560 nucleotides long. RefSeq names its product ethylene-responsive transcription factor ABI4-like. Lineage: Eukaryota; Viridiplantae; Streptophyta; Magnoliopsida; Brassicales; Brassicaceae. The coding region runs from base 259 to 1239 and encodes 326 amino acids. The record is from RefSeq and is a predicted model, not a curated record. Gene Ontology annotation, cellular component: nucleus. Gene Ontology annotation, molecular function: DNA-binding transcription factor activity; transcription cis-regulatory region binding. The transcript has a single exon. Gene Ontology annotation, biological process: positive regulation of DNA-templated transcription; response to stress.